This is a messenger RNA of Penicillium malachiteum, 849 nucleotides long. RefSeq names its product aldo/keto reductase family protein. Bases 1 to 849 code for a protein of 282 amino acids. Lineage: Eukaryota; Fungi; Ascomycota; Eurotiomycetes; Eurotiales; Aspergillaceae. The record is from RefSeq and is a predicted model, not a curated record. Gene Ontology annotation, molecular function: oxidoreductase activity. The transcript has 6 exons.
AUGGCGAAUCUCUCCCUUCAAUCGACUUAUAAGCUGAAAUCCGGAUAUGAAAUCCCGGUGCUUGGAUUCGGUGUCUAUCAAACCCCCCUUGAUGUCACAGAGAAUGUGACGGUCAAAGCCCUUGAGCUAGGAUACCGCCAUAUCGACUGUGCCAAGGUCUAUGAGAAUGAAAAGGAAAGCGCCGCAGCAAUUCGCAUCUCGGGGCUUGACCGAUCAAAAGUUUUCUAUACCAGCAAGGUCCCCCGAACCUGCAUGGGCUAUGAGAAGGCCAAGCAGGCCAUUGCAGAGAGUCUCGCAGCUGUGGAUAUCGGUUACAUCGAUCUUAUGCUAGUUCACGCGCCUCAUGGAGGCACAGAGGCCCGAUUGGGAACGUGGCGGGCUAUGGUGGAAGCACAGCAGGCGGGUAAGAUUCGAUCGCUGGGUGUGUCCAACUUUGGUAUCCAUCACUUGGAAGAACUAGAGGCCUAUAUCAAGGGUGGCGCUGGUGGAGAGAUCUCUGUUGGCCAAUAUGAGAUUCAUCCUUGGUGUCCGCGCGAGGAUAUCGCUGAGUGGCUGAAAGAGCGAAACGUUGUUGUUGAGGCAUACUCGCCACUUGUGCAGGCAACUCGCAUGAAGGAGAGCGUCUUGCAAGAGCUAUCUCAGAAGCAUGGCAAGACUCCUGCCCAGAUUUUACUUCGUUGGAGCUUGCAGAAGGGCUAUGUGCCCCUGCCUAAGUCAGUCACCGAUUCACGUAUUCAGGAGAACGCGGAGGUGUUUGAUUUCGCUCUUUCGGAUGAGGAUAUGGCUAGUCUGAAGCUAGACUCGUAUGCACCUGUUUGCUGGGACCCAGUGCGCGAGAUUAAGCUGUAG